AUGGAGCAAUCCACCGAUGCACCGAUUUUCGGCGAUUUUGAUGAAGAUAUUCUCGUUCAUUUCCUAAGUACCAGCAAUGACAUACAUACACGCUGCCAUAAAUUUUGCUUCAAAUUCCAUCAAGAAGGCAAAAUUGAUGUCAACUUAUUACGAAAUCCAUCCUUUCGAUCCUCGAAGGCAACUCUGUUUGGCCAUCUUUAUUUUCGACUGCAACAUUUCCCUAAAGCCUUGGAGUGGUUCGAAUCUGUACCAAAGAAUAGUGCGGACGAGUUUGAUAGUCUUUGCGGCCAAGGAAGUAUUUACCUUGAGUAUGGAGAGUACGUGAAGAGUGUUGAAUGCUUUGAAAAGGCACUGGAGAUAUAUUACCAAAAUGAACAGCCGUUAGAUAUAACAUUGCUUGCAUGCGUUAAUAAUUUAGCAAUGGCAUUAAGAAAUAUGGGGCAAUAUAAGAAGGCCGGAGUAAAAAUGGAAGAAGCAAUUGAAAAACACCAUCAAGCCUAUGGCGAAGAUUCCGAGACAGUUAUUCUUAGUUCUUUGAUGCUAAAUCUUGGCAUUGGUUACGCUUCUGACGAUCCGAGAUCAGCGAUUGGAACGUAUGAAGUGGUUGAAGGGAUGCACAACAGAUUAAUGGACGUCCCUGAUCAACAUGCUAUCGGCCUAAGUCUUAACAUGGCCUGUUCGCUUAGUGAACUUAAUCAACUUGAACGGUCAUUGGAAUAUAUGAAACGAGCACUACAACUUGGGCAUCAGGUAUAUGGCAAAAAUAAUCAAAGUUCUAAAUUGGCUCAAAUUUACAAGACCGCGGGUACCGUCUACAAAAAUUGCAAUCAGAAUAUGAGGCUCUGUCUUGGUACAAACGAAGUUUAG
Paramuricea clavata is the source of this 867-nucleotide messenger RNA. NCBI's taxonomy places the organism in Eukaryota, Metazoa, Cnidaria, Anthozoa, Malacalcyonacea, Plexauridae. The record is from the annotation of a GenBank genome assembly.